Molecule: messenger RNA, 4725 nt
Organism: Rhinolophus ferrumequinum (greater horseshoe bat)
Lineage: Eukaryota; Metazoa; Chordata; Mammalia; Chiroptera; Rhinolophidae
Gene: FZD3
Product: frizzled class receptor 3
Exons: 8
Coding region: 487-2487 (666 amino acids)
Biological process (GO): canonical Wnt signaling pathway; non-canonical Wnt signaling pathway
Cellular component (GO): plasma membrane
Molecular function (GO): Wnt-protein binding; Wnt receptor activity
Source: RefSeq, a predicted model, not a curated record
CGCGCGCCUCGGCGCUCGGGAAAGCUCGCGGUCGCCCCGAGGCGCGCGCUGGCGGUCCUCGCUCCCACCGUUUACCUGAGGGACCCGUGGCGGUCCCUGGCCGGCGCUGUAGCCCCCUUGGAGCCGGGUCCAACGGUGUGAGAUAUUUCAAUCAAAGGAAGAAAAUAGCUCUUCUCCUAAGAUGGAAUCUAUUGUUUGGGAAUGUGGCUGAUCAACUUGAUAUGUUGGCCAAAUGUGCCCUAUGUAAUAAAAUGAAAAGAAGAGACAAGAUGAUGUCAUUUUCCCCGUAUUGUGAAACCAAAAACAACUGUCUUUUGUGAGACCAAGCUAACCAAACCUCUGACGGUGCAAAGAGUAUUUAACUGUUUGAAGAACUUACAGUAAGAUAUAGAAGAAGUACUUCUUCAAGCUGAGACCUGCAGGUGUAUAAAGAUCUAAAAUAUUGAGUAGGCCGGAUCACCCGAAUCUCAUUCAGAUCAAGGAAGGAUGGCUAUGAGUUGGAUCGUCUUCUGUCUUUGGCCCUUGACUAUGUUUGUGGGGCAUAUAGGUGGGCACAGUUUGUUCUCUUGUGAACCUAUUACCUUGAGGAUGUGCCAAGAUUUGCCUUAUAAUACUACCUUCAUGCCUAAUCUUCUGAAUCAUUAUGACCAACAGACAGCAGCUUUAGCAAUGGAGCCAUUCCACCCUAUGGUGAAUCUGGAUUGUUCUCGGGAUUUCCGGCCAUUUCUUUGUGCACUCUAUGCUCCUAUUUGUAUGGAAUAUGGACGUGUCACACUUCCCUGUCGUAGGCUGUGUCAGCGGGCUUACAGCGAGUGUUCAAAGCUCAUGGAAAUGUUUGGUGUUCCUUGGCCCGAAGAUAUGGAAUGCAGUAGGUUUCCAGACUGUGAUGAGCCAUACCCUCGACUUGUGGAUCUGAAUUUAGCUGGAGAUCCUACUGAAGGAGCCCCAGUGGCAGUGCAGAGGGACUAUGGUUUUUGGUGUCCUCGAGAGUUGAAAAUUGAUCCUGAUCUUGGUUAUUCUUUUUUGCACGUGCGUGAUUGUUCACCUCCUUGUCCAAAUAUGUACUUUAGGAGAGAAGAACUUUCAUUUGCUCGAUAUUUCAUAGGAUUGAUUUCAAUCAUUUGCCUCUCUGCCACAUUGUUUACUUUUUUAACUUUUUUGAUUGAUGUCACAAGAUUCCGUUAUCCUGAAAGACCUAUUAUAUUUUAUGCAGUCUGCUACAUGAUGGUAUCAUUAAUUUUCUUCAUUGGGUUUUUGCUUGAGGACCGAGUAGCCUGCAAUGCAUCUAGCCCUGCACAGUAUAAGGCUUCCACAGUGACACAAGGAUCUCACAAUAAAGCCUGUACCAUGCUUUUUAUGGUACUCUAUUUUUUUACUAUGGCUGGCAGCGUUUGGUGGGUCAUUCUUACCAUCACGUGGUUCUUGGCAGCUGUGCCAAAGUGGGGUAGUGAAGCUAUUGAGAAGAAAGCAUUGCUGUUUCACGCCAGUGCAUGGGGCAUCCCUGGAACUCUAACUAUCAUCCUUUUAGCGAUGAAUAAAAUUGAAGGUGACAAUAUCAGUGGCGUGUGUUUUGUUGGCCUCUACGAUGUUGAUGCAUUAAGAUACUUUGUUCUUGCACCCCUCUGCCUGUAUGUGGUAGUUGGGGUCUCACUCCUCUUAGCCGGCAUUAUCUCCCUAAACAGAGUUCGAAUUGAAAUUCCAUUAGAAAAGGAGAACCAAGAUAAAUUGGUGAAGUUUAUGAUCCGGAUUGGUGUUUUCAGCAUUCUUUAUCUCGUACCACUCUUGGUUGUAAUUGGAUGCUACUUUUAUGAGCAAGCUUACCGUGGCAUCUGGGAAACAACAUGGAUACAGGAACGCUGCAGAGAAUAUCACAUUCCGUGUCCAUAUCAGGUCACUCAGAUGAGUCGUCCAGACCUGAUUCUCUUUCUGAUGAAAUAUCUAAUGGCUCUUAUAGUUGGUAUUCCGUCCAUAUUUUGGGUUGGAAGCAAAAAGACAUGCUUUGAAUGGGCCAGUUUUUUUCAUGGUCGUAGGAAAAAAGAGAUGGUGAAUGAGAGCCGACAGGUACUCCAAGAACCGGAUUUUGCUCAGUCCCUUCUGAGGGAUCCAAAUACUCCUAUUAUAAGAAAAUCAAGAGGAACUUCCACUCAAGGAACAUCCACACAUGCUUCUUCAACUCAGCUGGCGAUGGUGGAUGAUCAGAGAAGCAAAGCAGGGAGUGUCCACAGCAAAGUGAGCAGCUACCAUGGCAGCCUCCACAGAUCCCGUGAUGGCAGGUACACUCCCUGCAGUUACAGAGGAAUGGAAGAGAGACUACCUCAUGGAAGCAUGUCACGACUAACAGAUCACUCCAGGCACAGUAGUUCCCAUCGGCUCAAUGAACAGUCACGACAUAGCAGCAUCCGGGAUCUCAGUAAUAAUCCUAUGACUCACAUCACACACGGCACCAGCAUGAAUCGGGUUAUUGAAGAAGAUGGAACCAGUGCUUAAAUUGCCCUGUCUAAGGUGGAAAACUUGUGCCAUUUAAAAAGCAGAUUUUAUUCUUUGCCUUUGCAUGACUGAUUGCUGUAACUCACUGUUAUGCGUUCAGUCAGGUGCAGAUUGUGUCCAUUUGAAAAGUAAACUUGCUUUUUAUAUUGCAUCAAACUUGGAACAUCAAGACGUCCAAAAUGCUAAGAAUUAUAUCGUCACAUAAAUAAUCCUUAUUUCUAGGUUAUGAAGAGAUAAUUAUUUGUCUGUGAGAUGUGAUCUUGCCAAAGCCACCAACCAGAUCUUGGUAUCCAGGCCCCUCCUACCAGUGAGUUGAUUGUCUGCACUUGCAUUGCCCAGUAGCAAAUAGGCUACAGAUUUUGUGCCCCUGCCCCCUCCCCCUUACUUUCAGAUUCUGGAUCAUUCUUGUUUACAGCUGAAAUAUAUAUAACCUAAACCCAAAGUGGUGUUUUAUUUGGGAUAUCUGAAAAUCAUUGUAGCUAAAUGAAGCAUGGUUAAUCUUGCUGUGAAGUAUCUUUUAAUCUUAAAAAUAUCAACUCAAAAAUUGACAUUUUUGUCUUGUAAUGUUUAAAUAACUUGCAGUAAAAACUAUGAACUUUAUUUGGCAUGAAAUUGAUCAGAACGGAAAGAAAAAUUCUGGAAAACGCUGGGUAUAUUAUAUAGAAAAGCGUGUUUAAAUAAGCUGUCCUCAACCCUGACUACAGAUAAGAAUCACUUGGGGAAUCUCUGAUGCCCAACAACUCCCUCUCAUUCAGAGGAGAAUUGGUAUUUUUUCUUAAAAAAAGCUUUCCAGGUGAUUCUAAUCUGCAGCCAGGCUGCAGUCUGUUUUAAACUAACUUGCCCUUGAUGAUGGUCUGACGGUAUCCUAUUACAUCGUGUGAAAAUCUAGCUGGACUCGAUAUUAUACUUUUGUAUCAUUACCUGAUAUACAAUUGUUCUCCAUUUUAUUGUCCUUUUAUAAUGUGGAAUUCUGGGCUCCACUCCUAAAGAUUCUUAUUCAGAAACUCAGAGGUGGUAGGACUUUAAAAUCUGUAGUUAUAAAAAUACUGUAGAUGAUUAUUUUGCAGAUCGUCUAAGAAUCAUACCUUAAAAAACAUUCUAGACUCCAGAGAGUUCAGCUUUGUCAUAUGCUAGCUUUUGACCUUUAACACGUUAACUUCUCUGAGCUUCAGUUCCCUUGUUUGUAAAUGAAGAUAGAAGAUAAAUACUUAUCUCACAAAGUUGUCAAAUAGGGAUCAAAUGAAGAAUCUUAUGAAAGUGAUAUGAAAAGCAUGAAAUAAUAUAAAGGAAUUAAGAUUAUUGAGGAUUUAAGAGAUUUGUUUGAGGGCUAUUAUAGUACAUUUCAUGACGUGUUUAAUUCAUGCGUACUUCUACUGUGUUUUUUUAAAACAAAAAUACUAAAAAAUUAGGUGUUGGUACAAGAAGCUUUUAGCAGGCACAAAAAUCAGUUUUCUGAUAAAAAUAAUUUGUAGGUCAUGUUGUUUCCUUCAAAGUACCUAUGUCUUAAUAUUUAUUGUUAUUAAUUCUUCGUAAGAUAUAUUUGAACAUUUGGCCCAAAGUGUUUUUCUUUUUCCUCGGUCUUCAUUGUAUUUCUCAUUGGAACUGGAGUUAAUAUUCAAAAUAGGCAGAGUCUGAAUUCCCCUAUAACUAAUAUUUAGUAAGCCUUUUCUCUGAAGGAAGGCCAAACUUUUAACAACCCAUUUAUAAAUAAAUUAGUAAUUCAUGAGGCUUUUGUCUGAGAAUCUCUUCUGAGAACAGCAUGAGAAGACCAACACAAACGUUCAGAAACAAAAAUAGGAAGUUAAAAUAGAAGGUACCAGUUUGAGCUCAAAGAUUGUUAGUCAUUGCCAUCUGCAUUAUAUUACCAAUUGCCAAAAUGUUAAUUGGUUUUCUUGUACAAGUGGCCAAGUAUAGACAGUUAAGUGAACAUCACUAUGAAAACCUUAACUUUGUGCUUCCUUAUUUUUACAUAUUCAUUUGUAAGCUUUUCUGUUAAACUAACUGUUGGUAUAUAUUGUAAGUGCUAUACUGACAUUUCAGUGACUUUCAGUAUCUUAAUUUUGCUCCACAAAAUUUAUUUAAUAUUGUUUACCCAUUGUUUUGAAUAACAGUGUUUAGUUUGGGCCGUGUUAUUUAUCAAACUAGUGUUCCAAAUUAAUUUUUUUUUUUUAAGAGACAGUUGAAGAACUAUAGCAAAACAGAGAUUUCAAGUUAGAACAAGCUUAAACCAACUUGAGC